UCAUCUUUUGUUUGAAAAUAUACACCUCUACUUGUUUUUGAUUUGACAGGUUUUUAUCGAUCUGACUGAUAGAUCCUCAUUACUCACCAGGGACUAAUCAGAGUCAAGUCAGUGCAGCGGCAGCAGACCUCUGACAGAUUGAGGUAGAAAAGGAUAAAAUGGAAGAUGAGAGAUUUAGACAGCCAGAGGAAGAGGAGAAACAGGCUGAAGAACGACGCAUAAAGAAGGAGUUGGAGGAGAAGAGAUGGGUAGAGUUUGAAGAACGCAAGAAGAGAGAUGAGGAGGAAAGAAAGCGUAUGGAGAUAGAGAGAGAACGAUUAGAGCGAUCAAGAAGUUUGGAAAGCAAAGACAUAAAAAUCACGGAUUGGAAGUACUCUGAAUUGAAAGACUGUAUCAACUCAUCCAAAUACGAAGGAUCCACAGAGGAAGCAAGAGAAGAGUUCCACAGAAGAUUGAAAGCUUAUCAGGCGUGGAAAAGCAUUAAUCUUAACCGAAAGAAGAAAGAACCAGCAAAAGGAGCCAAUUCGUCGCCAUCUUAUAAUUCUUACAAGAGUAAUGUGAUGUCUAGAAAUGAGCUGAGUCGGGAGGUUGGACGGUGGGUUUGGGAGAGGUUGAGGACUGGUUUAUAAAAUUUAAACUUAUUGACUACCUUAAGGACAAUGAAUUUGGUUCACAAUAAAUUUUGUUACAAAAAUGUUGGUUGCAAUAGUUUGGCUGCCGGACAGUUGCGCCCAAUUUAGAUCUAGCUACCGUGAGAAGAUGACGAAUUAAAACCAAUUAAAAAACCCCAAUCAAUCUUAAUUUCCUGUUUUGUGAGCUUAAUAUCAUGGAGACUUAGAGCCAAAUUAUACUUGUAGACUAUUGUUUCUGUGUUACAAUAAUACUAUUAGUUGCAAUCCCAUAAAUCAAACAAGUUUAACAUAAUACAUUUUUCAAUAUUCUGAGCAUAAAAUAUCCACAAGGAUCACUUGACAUUAUGUGAUCCUUGGGCGU
This is a messenger RNA of Bolinopsis microptera, 993 nucleotides long. Its product is annotated as unconventional myosin-VI-like. The record is from RefSeq and is a predicted model, not a curated record. Lineage: Eukaryota; Metazoa; Ctenophora; Tentaculata; Lobata; Bolinopsidae. The transcript is spliced from 5 exons. The coding region runs from base 159 to 629 and encodes 156 amino acids.